Molecule: messenger RNA, 465 nt
Organism: Diabrotica virgifera virgifera (western corn rootworm)
Lineage: Eukaryota; Metazoa; Arthropoda; Insecta; Coleoptera; Chrysomelidae
Product: putative nuclease HARBI1
Exons: 2
Coding region: 1-465 (154 amino acids)
Source: RefSeq, a predicted model, not a curated record
AUGAUAGAAAAUCCACGAAAAAUGAAACUUUUCAAAGAUAGAAUAAAUCCCUUUACACAAUACACCGAUAAGGAAUUCAGAAGUAAAUAUCGGUUUUCUAAAGAUGGUGUAAGGUUUUUAGAAAAUUUAAUAGGUGAUUCACUUAUUGUGGACAAGCGAGGAGGCGGCUUAUCUUUGACUCUGCAGCUACCGACCGCUUUACGAUAUUGGGGUCGCAAUGAAAUUCAAGAUGAUGCAGCAGAUAUCCAUGGCUUAUCCCAGCAGUAUAUCACCAAUGUAUGUCGUUGUGUCGCAAGAGCGAUUUUGGAAAAAAGAUUUGAUUAUAUCAAAAUGCCUUCUCUUAAUGAAGAAUUAAUUUUAAUGCGACAGUUUGAACAAAUAGCCGGAUUUAAGAAAGUAAUUGGUACUAUAGACUGUACUCAUAUUAGAAUACCUAAAAUAAAAGGGCCGAGUGGACAAUACUAA